AAAGAAAACCUGGGAAAAAAUGAAAGGCCGAGCUAAGAAACUGUAUAGAAAUGAGGGUAACCGGACUGAUGGAAGUGGUCCCCCUCAGUAUUAUGAUAGGAUAUCUGCCAAGGUCAUUGAUAUCAUUAUUAAAGACCUAAACAAUGACCUCAAUAGUAAAGAUGUAAACAAUGAAUCAACGUGUGGAAUGGAUGGCAGUGGAACCGGCUGUAGUGGAGUUAACCAGUCUGAGAAAAAUCGUGUCGGAGAAGAGGGUCAGGAGACGUUCAUUGCUGAAGAUGAGGGAACUCUUGGCUCUGACUAUAUUGCCGUCACUGAUGUAAAUAAAAGUGUAGGACAGUUAUCUCCAGCCAACAGUGACUCACUUGAUUUAGGUGAUUCCAGGAUAUCCUCUGUACAUAACAUGCAAGAUCCAUUUCAUCUGCCACUUUCUGAGUUAGAAAACGAGAUGCCGGCAUUUUCUGACUGCCAAGCGUCAGAUACUAAUGAGGUGUCAACUGCUGCUGGACCCUUAUCCAACAGUCCUGAGAGACCAGCAUAUUCUGGCAGCCAAGUGUCAGAUACUGAUGAUAGGGUGUCAACUGCUGCUGACCAGUUAUCCAACAGUAUUGAAGGGCUAAAAUUGGGAUGUGGAAUAUCAACAGAGGCCACCACAUCACGUGUUGCUACUCCAUUGCGAAAGCGGCUCAGAUUCUCUGAAGAAGAAUGUUACAAUGCAUCAGUUGCUCUUAAAAACAAAGAGCAUAAAAUUAUUAUGAAUGUUCAGAGAGCCAAACUACAAGCUCAGGAAGCAAAGCUUAAACACUUAGAUAAGCAGGCAAUGAUUGACGAUGAAAAGCUGAAACAAAUGCAAAUGCAAUCUCUCCUGAAUGCGCACUUGUUGGAAUCAGUAACACAGUGGAAGGAGAUUGCAGUAUCUGUACAAGAAACGGUGGAGAAAGUUAAGCACUUCUAUCAAGUGGGAGAAACUUCUAUAGCAGAUAAAAGCUUUAGAAAAGGAACUCCGGUGACUAAGAAGUCUGUGGAUGGAAGUGUGCAUUUGAAACCAAAGGAGAGGUCCUCAGUGCUGGAGUCUCUAUAUGAAGAUUCGGCAUUUGCAGAUGUGACCUUAACAGCACAGGGUCGGUCAUUGAGGGCGCACAGGGCAGUACUGUCAGCAAAGAGUCUGUAUUUCAGAGAAGUUUUACAAGACAACCCUUACCAACACCCAAUUAUUAUCAUGCCUCUCGAUGUGCAAUUCAGGGAUCUUGAGGCAAUCAUCAGCUACAUAUACAAAGGUGAAAUAACCUUACCCUCAGAUAAUCUAAAAUCCCUUCUGAAGACUGCCAGUGCUCUGCAAAUAUCCGAUUUAGCCAGGGUAGAUGUUUUGGGUACGACAGCAAUUGACAGUGAAGAUAUAGCAUCCUGCAAGACAGAAAAAGUGCAUUCUGAGAGAGUAAAUUCCGUUAGUGAGCACAAGGAGGAGACACACAGCCAGCUAUCUAUGCCUCUUAUAGCAAGAAAAGAUAAUCUGCAUAGCAACCGGGCCGAAUGUGCAUUUCUAUUAAGCAGCAGGAAGAGACCUAGAGAGCAGGCUUUCUCCGAGACAGAUCCCGUGAAGCCUGUUCGGACUCAAAGCAAGUGCCCAAGACUAGCAGAGAACUACUCAGUGACGCCAGACGGAACUUCAGUGUUGGCAGAGGUCAAGGUGGAAGAUUUUGAGGAGCACGAAGUAGUUAAUGAGUGGUCGGGACUAGAGGACUACACAUCAAACGAUUUUAAGUACAGUGACAAGAGUCUUCAACAGUUUCCAGGCAGACUCAGUGACACAGACACAGCAGACUCCAUUUUCAUAAAAGAGGAACCAGUCGACUAAAAUAUAAAUACUGCAGUCUUCUAGCCUAAGUUCACCAGCCGAGCUACCUCAGACUACGGUUUUGCUUUCAUUACAGAUUUUUUCCCAAGGCUUGGUGCAUCGAGAUGGCUUCGAACAGCUUUAAUGGUAAUAUUCAUGUACAAGUUUAAGAUUGCAUACUAAAAAAAAUAUGGGAUCUAGGCAGAGAUUGGAGACAGAAGACUUGCGGGAAAACUAGCUUUAAAAAUCAGUGCAGUAGCUGUAUUCAAAACAUCUGGAAAUGUAACUGUGCUCUUGUAAUAAAAAUGUCAAAAUUA
Molecule: messenger RNA, 2151 nt
Organism: Penaeus monodon (black tiger shrimp)
Lineage: Eukaryota; Metazoa; Arthropoda; Malacostraca; Decapoda; Penaeidae
Exons: 7
Coding region: 20-1855 (611 amino acids)
Biological process (GO): regulation of transcription by RNA polymerase II
Cellular component (GO): nucleus
Molecular function (GO): protein binding
Source: RefSeq, a predicted model, not a curated record